Messenger RNA from Chlamydomonas reinhardtii, 3139 nucleotides. RefSeq lists its product as uncharacterized. The transcript has 13 exons. The coding region runs from base 279 to 2645 and encodes 788 amino acids. NCBI's taxonomy places the organism in Eukaryota, Viridiplantae, Chlorophyta, Chlorophyceae, Chlamydomonadales, Chlamydomonadaceae. The record is from RefSeq and is a predicted model, not a curated record.
UUAAUUUACAACACUUAAUCUUUACAGUGGUAUUGCAUUGUCUGAAAUUCAUAUCGUGUAAUCACCUGGUCAACUUUGCUGUUUUUGCAUACAGGUCACUGAAUAUCGCUCUGCAACUGUUGCAUCGUAAAAAUAUACUUGUUAUAUCUCAAUCCGUGUGCACUGCGGGAGAUGGCAACGUCAUGGAACGGUUGACGACAGGCGACAGGAUGGCUCUGCGUUUCUUCCUGGAAUAGCAUUGCAUAUCCGGACUCAGAGGACAGCUUGAGGUGGCUGCCAUGGAUGCCGUGGUGGAGUCCCCACCAGGCGAGCCAGUUCGGCGACAACGUGUUGCCUUGGGCCCAGGGCAGCUGUCGAAGCCGGAGAAGGUGUGGUCCUCCAGCUCCACACUCAUCAUCGGGUUCUACCAGGCGGCGCCGUACAGCGAUGCAUUCCGCAUCUUCUAUAAAAAGAGUGGCAGCGUGUUUGGCACCCAGGUGACGCUGCAGCCCGCCACCAUCCUGGGGCCGGAGCUGGCUGUACGGCAGCCGGUCACGGGGGAGGUGCAGUACUUUGAGUACGAGAUCAAAAAGCUUAAACCCAGCACGCAGUACGUGAUCAAGAUCAAGACCAGCGACGCGGGCGAGUCGGCGGAGGUGCGCUCCGACAAGAUGGGCACGGUGAGCUACGAGGAGGAGCGCACCCGCGACAACGACAUGCGCAACUUCGUGGGCGCCAUGGUGAAGCUGGGCGAGUACGACGGUCUGGUGCUGAGCUACGCGGCGGGCAGCGGCAUCUUUGGCAUCCGCAUCCUGCAGCUGGACGACCUGGCGGCCAGCCUGCAGCUGGCGCGCCUGGGCAGCGACUACACCGACAGCGGCGUGCCCGUGCAGGCCUACACACUCAGCCAGAUCCGGUUUGGUCGCUGGGGCGGCGCCAUCACCGGCAGCAAGGUGGUGAACGAGGGCGAGCUCAAGUGGCUGGUGGCGCGGGCGGUGCAGAUGGGGCAGAAGAGCGAGGCGGCGGCGGCCUUCGAGGCGGAGAAGAAGAUGCUGCAGACGCAGGUUGAGCUGGUGGCGACCAACCUGGACUCGCAGUGGGCGGACCGCUUCCGCAACCUGAGGCUGAGGGCCUUCGCGUACGCCCUCAUGCUGGCGCUGGUGGCUGUUUGCGGCGGUCUGGCCAUGUGGGGUCUGCUCAGCCGCUCGGGGCGGCGGCACCGAGACCUGCUGCAGCAGCUGGCGGCGCGGGGGGCGCAGCUGGCGGAGAUGGAGGCUGAGUUGGACAUGCUGCACCUGUACCGAGUGUCCCUGGAGCUGGACGUGGAGAGGCGGGUGGCGGCGGGGGCAGGCGCGGCCACACUGCGGCCAGGCGGUGACUGGGACCCGGCGGCGGCAGUGAACAGCAGUAGCAGUGGCAGCAGCAACAGCAGCAGCAGCAGCAACAACAGUCGUACCAGCCGCAGCCUGCGCAGUGUGGGGCUGCUGAUAAAGCACCUCGCGGAGCGAGGCAACGGCACAGCGGACGGCGAGGCGGAGGCCGGGGGUGGGGAAGACGGGGCUGGGGAACGCGGCGGGGGCGGGGAUGGGUCAGAACCCAUUGAAGCGGGGCCAAAGGGCGGCAACGGGGUUAAGGGCGCAGCUGCCGGGAGUAAAGGCGGCAAGCAGGGCCGCAGCGGCGGCGGCGUCGCAGGCUCCAGGCGGGGGGGCAGUGGCAAGCGGAAAGCACCAGCAGGAGGCGGCGGCGGCCGGCAGGGGCAGGAGGCGGGGCUCCCUGACGGCGAUGGCGGCGGUGGCGGCGGCGCUCGCGAGCUGUGGGGUCUGCCGCAUGCGGCUGUGCGGCGGGCCAUGUCGGGCAGCUGGGGGCCGGGAGCCGCGGCGGCUGCAGGCGGCGGCGCGCUGGCGGCGGCCCACGGCCACCCGCCUGGAGCCGCAGCUGCCUCCUGGCUGCCAGAGGGCGGGCAGGACGAGGAGCAGCCCGACGCGUGGAUGUUCAUCCACUACGUGUCGCACGUGUACGCCACCCACCUGCAGGAGUGGAUGCAGGUGCAGCUGCAGCGGACGGUGCGCCGCAAGGUGAACGACAUGCUCCUGCGGGGAGCCGGCGCCGGAGCCGCCACCCCAACUGGCCCCCUCGUUGUGUCGAAUGACAGCAACAGCACCGGGGGGGCGGCGGCGCCGGCUGCGGCGCCCGCUCCUGCACCGUCACAGCCGCCCGGCGGUGCCGCCGCCGCCCGCCUGGCGUCGGCUGCUGCCGGCAAGGCCGCCAGGUGGGGCGGUGGCGGCGGCGGUGGCGGCAGCAGUAAGGGCCCCGUCAACACUGGCGGCCGGGGCCGUGCGGCCGGCCGCGGCGGGAGUGCGGGUGUGGUGAGCCGGGCCGAGGGGGAGGAGGAGGUGGCUGCAGGGCGGCGGCACAGGGUGGCAGCCAGGCGCCGUCGCGACGCGGCGGCUGCGUGGCGGGCGCAGCAGUACGGCUACGAGUACGGCUAUGACUACGAGGAGGGAGAGGAGGAGGGGGGCGAGUGUGGGGAGCUGGAUGGCCAGGCUGGGUAUGUGGGUGGCGGUGGUGGUGGCGGCAGGUGCGCGGGCGGCUGGUGUGCGGGCGUGUCGGCGCAGCGUGUGGCGGGGCGUGAGUACGAGUACGCGGACGAGGAAGGGUAUGACUAAGAGGUGGGGGCACGGCGUUUGGGAACACUUGGUGAUUCUGCACGAGAUGCGUUCAAUGUGCAUUUCAUGUUAGCAUUCGGCAGCUGCAAUGACUGACAAGCUGUUUGAGGUCGGGCAUCGUAGGGACUGACUUGGCGGUGACGAAGUGCUGGCCCUGCGGGGGCUGGUGAACGUGUGUGUACUUUAGGGCACGAGAGAAAGGAGCCCGCUACCAAGACCUUGCAUGCAGGGCCUGGCAUUGUGUCUGUCCAAGGACAAGGGAAGGGGUCGACACUGAAUGUUUAGAAUUGCAGCAUGGCUACAUUGUGUAUUGGGCGGCUGACAGACGGUACGUCUGCAAGGCAAGCGCUGCUGCUGCCUUACUGUGAGCGGCGCGGCACUCGCGGCUCCAAGGCACCUUUGGGCACACCCAUAUGCCUUUGAGGCCCGGCUCGGGACUGUACAUCAAUCUGCUGUGAACAUGGUGCGUAAGGGUCUGUUCGGGCCGGUGCGCG